AUGGACUUCUUGACACUCUUCUUGGCUUACCUGUGCUUUGUGCUGGCUGUGACUGCUCUGCUCUGCCUCUGCUCAGGGAGGGAGGAGAGUUUCCUCAUGAGAAGUGUCCACAGAGCAAAUCAGGUGCUGUCACUGGUCGUCCCCAACCAGCUCCAGAGGGUGACACACAGGGCCCUGCACAGCCUCUUCCACACCAGGAGCUGUUGGUUCGUGACCCUGCAGUUAGCCCUGCAGGCUGCAGUGUUUGGGGAAUACACCUGGGAGGUGUUUAUGUACUGCUGGGAGCAGCAGUUCCACCUCCUCCUCCUCCUCCUGCCCUACCUGCUGCUGGCUGGGAAUGUGUGCUGCUUGCUGCUCUGCUCCUGGGCCGACCCUGGUGUGAUCACAAAAUCAAACCAGGCAGCACUGGUGAAGGUUUAUGCCUAUGAUGGAGUGAUGUUUCAGAGAGGCACUGUGUGUCCCACCUGCUGCCUGGAGAAGCCAGCCAGGUCCAAGCACUGCAGGGUAUGUGGGACCUGUGUGCAUCGCUUUGACCACCACUGCGUGUGGGUCAACAACUGCAUCGGUGCCUGCAACGCCAGGUACUUCCUGCUGCUGCUGCUGUCCCUCACUGCCACGGCCACAGCCCUCAGUGCCACCACUGCUGCACUGCUCACGCACCUGGUGCUGCUCUCUGACAUGCUGCACAGCACCUACCUCGAUGCCCAAGGCCACGAGCACCCCGUGGGGCUCCUCUUCCUCGUGCAGCACCUGUUCCUGACUUUCCCCAGGAUUGUCUUCAUGCUGGGUUUUGUCAUCCUGCUCACACUCAUCCUGGGUGGAUACUCCUGUUUCAGCCUCUACUUAGCCUUCACCAACCAAACCACCAAUGAGUGGUGUAAAUCCAGGAAGUUUGGGGGCUCCCAGCACCUCCCAUCACAGCCUCCCAGCUACAGAAACAUCUAUUCCAAAGGAAUCUGGAGGAAUUUAAAAGAAAUCUUUAAGCCUCCAACACUGUUGGAAAGGAAGAAAAGAACAUGA
This is a messenger RNA of Acanthisitta chloris (rifleman), 1020 nucleotides long. RefSeq names its product zinc finger, DHHC-type containing 4 (gene ZDHHC4). Gene Ontology annotation, biological process: peptidyl-L-cysteine S-palmitoylation; protein targeting to membrane. The record is from RefSeq and is a predicted model, not a curated record. NCBI's taxonomy places the organism in Eukaryota, Metazoa, Chordata, Aves, Passeriformes, Acanthisittidae. Gene Ontology annotation, cellular component: Golgi apparatus; endoplasmic reticulum. The transcript has 6 exons. Gene Ontology annotation, molecular function: protein-cysteine S-palmitoyltransferase activity. Bases 1 to 1020 code for a protein of 339 amino acids.